GAGGAGGAGGAGGAGACGCCGGAGACGGUCGUGAUCCGUUCGAGUCGCGCUACCGAACCUGCCGUCCACCGUCCGUCAUGCCAGCGUGACGAGCGUGUUCGUCGACGAUCGUCCUGGCGAGCGAAUACUGGCGGCUGAGGGGGGGAGGGAGGGCCGGGAUGCGUGGUGCGUACUGCGUACCUCGAAGCGCGGGAGGACAAACGGCGUCGGACUCGGUCGGAGUCGGAGGUGGAGAUGGAGGAGGAGAGCGAGAGGAGAGGAUAUUGACAAACAAUCCGGUGGCGAUUGCGUGCGGCGGUCGCGCGACUGCUCGUGUUCCGUGUUCCGUUCACGGCGGUCCACUUCCGCUCGUUCCUCUUCCGCCAUGCGCCAUCGACGUUCAGGAAACGCGAAACAAAAUUCCUCUCGCCUCCCUCCUUCAACUGUUGUACAAUCUCGACGACUGUCGACGACUUGCAUCCUGCAACUGCCUGCAAGGGGAUUGUGGAUUAAAUAAAUAAUUGACGUUUCUCUUUUCCUCUUUAUUUUUCAGGCAUCAGCUCUGCCACUUGGCAGAAUGUUCUUUGUAGCUGAACUUUCUGCACUUUUUAUCUUUCCUUCUCUCUCUUUCGCACCGUCUAACCUAUACCUGCCUGUACAUCUAUUUCACUUUGAGCGCAAAAAGGGUAACAGCAAAAGGCAAAAGAUAUCGGAGUUGGAGGUUGGAGACAUUGGAGUCGGAAAAUAAUCCACUCGCAGAGUGCAGCUCGCUGUUCGCCAGUGCCAGUGCUCGCCCUGCUCGGCGCGCGUUUCGCUACGUUCUUUCUCUCUCUCACGUCUCUCGUUGCGUUUUUGCGAUAGAGUCAGGUUACGGUCUCUCGACCCGCUUAAAUGUGAUCGCGAGAGGGAAAGUUUCUUGCCGUUCUUCUGCCGUGUUACUUGGACGCGGACAAUCGACAUGGAUGUUCCAGAUGGUAUAGACAAAUCAUGGGAUCAUCCGUGGACCACCGAAGAGAUGAGGAAGAAGAGGAGAGAGUGGAGUCUAGCGGGUGAUGCCGGACUUCUCAAACAUCUUCAACAAUUUUCCGAAAACCUGGUGUCCAAAGCUAACAAGACUCAAGCUGUUCUGGAUACAUUAACGACGCAAUUAAAAGAAACCGGGAUACUGGUGGAUAAUGUUACUAACACAUCUUUGGCUUUGGCCAAUACCCAAUUUAUUGAAAGCCGUGUGCAGGAAGAUGAUAUAGAGAUUAAAAAGAGUUCUGAGGAAAAGCAGGAAAAUGCGAAGACUCAGGAUUCGGCACCGGAGAAUCUCUUGGCUAGCAUAAGCGAGAGCGUUAAACAAGGUUUAAACAUAAUGGAUGAAAAGUACAAAGUAAUGGACGUGGCUUGCAGCGACAGUGAGGAAGAAGAUGAGGGUGAUGCGGUGGUAUUCAGUGUUAUUGUGGGACCCAAUGAUCCAUAUCAAGAUCGGCCUUUGCCGUACGUUAUCGGCUCCGAUAAGUGGGUAGCUUCGAAUAAGAUAGGUUUGGAGAGCAGCAGCAGCGAAUCCGAACAAGCCGAUGAAGAGAGGGAGGAAUCGGAAAGUGAGAAGGAGGACGCGGAUACGCGAAAGGUGUUUAACAGCCGACAUAAUCCGGAGAUAAAUAUAGCGAGAUUGUCGUCCUCCUCCAGCGAUUCGGAUAACUAUAAUGAUCACAGCAAUAACAUAUCUUAUGGGAAUAAUAAGGCGGAUAUUUUAUCUCAGAAUAAUAUAAAUUCUGCUUCGGAGUCUGCCACACCUAACAAUGUAUCAAAGGCGUCGAAUGAAACGACGCCUAAUUUUGCAGAAGAGUUAGCCAAACGAUUAGGCACCGUUCGCCAAGCGCAGAAACCUGCUGCUGUGGAUGAAACCAGUGAAUCGUCGAUUAAUCGACUUAAAGAUGAUCUGUUUGCGUCCGAGAAGGAUGAGGAUGUGUUCAACGGUUCUGAUAAUUUGUUUAGUGAUAAAAAGGGUCUCUUCGAGGAUCAGGUGUCUGCAAAUUUGUGGAAGGAGAAGCCGAUCAAAUCUUACAAGAAUAGUAAUAUUAUACCGGCCAGUAUAGACGUGCCGCCGCCGAUUAGCAUAGUUUCGACAAAGCCAAAGUCAGCGAUCGACGAUCUAUUCGCCGAUGCCGAUUCAGAGGAAGACUCGGAUGACAUCUUUUCGUCGAAGAAUGUCGUUAAAAAACGCACGAAAGAACCUCCCGCGAGCGAUAACGCCCAUCCCGCGAAUGUGGACAACGUGCCGAAGAGAUUCUUGGACGUUAUAACUACCAACAUCGCCACGGGUAACGUCGCUACGAGCACACCAGAAUCCAACGUCAACGCCACAAGCCUGUUCAGCGACGACGAGAACGAUGAUGCAGAUCUGUUCGGCAACUCCAAGAAGCAAUCUCACACACCUGCGAGUGUGCCAUCGUCUAUAAAUACGACUCAGGAACCAAGUAAAAAGAAACCUGUUGGAGGCGAGUGGAUACUCGGCAACGUUUUGACGUCGGACAUCGAGAGCAAACUGUCCAGCCGGAUAAUGCAACGACGACAAGAGUCGUCUGAAUCUGACAGUGACGCGCCAGGAAAUUUUGAUAGCGCGACGAGAAGCAACAUUGAGUCAACGUCCGCAGUCACGAAUCGCAGUUCGCAGAAUCCCGCGGAUAAUAUAUCUACAAUCGGGACCGCCACCAACAGCAGCGGGAUAUCGAUGCAGCCGCCGAGCAUUGAUAACACUGGAUCCGGUUUGUGGGUGAACUUCCAGCCGGCGAUGUCCUCGACGAGGCUCAAGUCCGAGGAUAUCUAUCGCGAGCGUGUUACCAGUGAUAGUCUGUUCGCGGCGCGAACGCAUCAUCCCGCCAACGUCAAUUCAGCGAACGCUAACAGUGACAACCAGCAACAGCAACAGCAGCAGCAGCAACAGCAACAGCAAUCGGGACAGGAGCCACAGGAUAUUUCGUCGGUGUUGUUACAGGACGACGUAUUCGAUAACGACGACCUGUUCGGACCGCCGCCGUUGCCCAGCAAAUCGGACUCGAAGCGAGCGGGCAAGUCGAAAGUCUCGUCGCUCUUCGACGACUCCGAUUCUGGCGACGAACUCUUCUCCGCCGCGAGCUCCGGCUCCAGAUCGCAGAAGAGUACGGAUUUCCACGCCACGGCGUCCUCGAGCGACCGGACAAAGCCAGCUCCGAAAAGUGGCGGUUUGUUCGACGACGACGUGAAUAUAUUCGGCGGCAAGGACGCCCCGGACGUCGAUAUAUUUGGGGUAUCGAAACCGAGCUCGAGGGACGCGGCCCCGAAUGACCUGGACUCGGCAGCGCCGAAGAGCAACAAAGAUAAUUCACAAAACACGAGGAUGGAACCAAAGAAGAUCAGCUUGUUUGACGACGAUGACGAUGAUGGCGACCUAUUUGGCGCGAAGCCGAUGAAAUCAAAGAACGAACGUAAGAUUGAUCUCUUCGAAGAUGAGGAUGAUUUGUUUCUGUCGGCUAAGACCUCGAUAGAGAAAGAUGCAGCAGUGGAACCAAAGACCGACGUCUCCAAGAACGUCUCUAGUCUCGAAACGGAAAAGAAGGACAGAAACGAUCCUCCAGAUUAUUUAGACGGACUAUUUUCGAAAACUACGAGACCCCGCAGUCUUCUGUUUGAGGACGAUGAUUACGAUGAUCUUUUCGGUAAGAAGGAUACAUCGUCGCACGAAGGCGACCGACUGAAAUCCAAAGAAGAAGUCAGGAAAGACAUUGCUGAGCAGGCCCAGAAACUUCCUGAAGAAAAUGAAAGCCCGUUAGAGUCAUCAAGUUUAAAUCGUAACGUUAAAACAACCGCGGAGUCAAGCGAUUCCUCGGCAAGAAACGACGUGCAUGAAGAAAAGAAUGAAGCUGAAGUCAAGGAAAUGCCUUCCAACGUCGAGGAAGACGGCACAGUGAAAAAGAAUUCUCCGCCAAAAACCCUGAGCAUCCGGACGAUCUCACCACCGUCCGAGGAACAUGGCAAUCAACAGGUACCCCGACGAUUGGUGUCCGGCAAGAUAAAGAACCUAAUGGGGAAGAUGGGUGACUUAAAGAUACUCUCGCCAAUGGAUGCACCGCCGUUGUGGAGGAAAAGCGAGGAUAAGACGGACGAGGACGAAGACGUCGUUGACCGGGACAACGGAGAUCUGAGCAUCAGUGGUCACGUUUCACCUCCGAGUGUAUCAGAAGAUAGCGCGCGGAAGGAAUCCUCUUACUCGACAAUUUCCACUGCUAGCAACGCGGAAGCGGCCAUAAAUUUCGAUGAUUUGGCUCAAGUAGAAACGUUAUCCACUACCGCGUCCAAGAGCCGAGUGAGGAUCCAAGCGAAACGCCGCCCUCAAAGCCGACACGCCCGGAAAUCCGCGCUGCGGCACAGCGGUAUCGACUUCGACACGGUUGACAACGCGGACAACGAUAAUUCUCAAGAAGAGAGUCACACUAGCACCUACUCAUCCAGCAAAGACCCAUCUGCCGCUCCGGCGAUCAGCUCUUCCGAUCGCUUAACUGCCAAUGAUAAUGUUCAGCGCUCGACGGCCGAUCCUUCUUCCUUGGACGACAGGUCCGAGCUGGGUAGCAUCAGCAAAGAGAGCUCGAUGAGCGUAAACAAGAAUACUCUUCUGUCGCCGUCCACCGACGAGGAGGACUUGUUCGAUGUACCACCAGAUUUACCGGAAGAUCCGCAGAAGGAAGAUGCAUUAUUUGGAAGGGCACCGAUACUCUCACCGAUCGACGGUGGGCAAUCUGACAGAACGCCCGUUGCUGUCGAACCUUUAAUAGAUACCGCGAUCAGAAAGGUCGACAACAUUGGUACUGAUGUAAACGCGACGAACAACGAAAGUGAUAAACAAAAUUUUAGCGAAUUGGCGCGAUCGGACGUCGAUACCAACUCAGAUACGUCGAAGAGUACCAAAAAGAGAGAUGAUAAGCAUAAGGAAGUGGUUGAUGAGCGAGGUGAGGUGAGAAGAGCGUCCAGCGAAGAGCCGAGUGAUCCUCUGCGCGACAGCACCCACGAUCCACUGAAGGAUCCUAGUCAGUUGUUCGCGUUUGUCACGAAAACACCAUCGCCAGAGAAAAGUAAGGGAUUGCUAUUUUCUGAGCCGGAUGACAGUCUCUUCUCCAGCAGCUCGGCGAAGAAGCCGAACGAGCCGAAAAAGGAGAUCUUAGAUUUGUUCGCGGACGAUGACAUGGGCGGCGAUUUAUUUUCCGCGGCGCCGUUGAAGAGAACGGUGAAAAAGCCGUUGCGGGACACGAAAAUCGGUCUCUUUGGCGACGACGACGAUGCGCAGAACGGCGAGGACGACAGUCUCUUCGGCAGCUCGUCCAGCAAAGCGAAGGUGGACAGUCAACCAUCAAAUCCUGCUUCAGCCGGUCGAAAAAAGAACAUUUUCGACGACGACGAAGACGACGAUUCCAGUUUGUUCGUCGAAUCGUCUGGCCAUUCGCAAAAAUCGGAUAGCGCAUCGUUCUCGGAACCUAAGCACGAAUCUCAAGUCGACUCUCAAGCCAAGAGCUCGAAUUUGAAAGAUAUCUUUGGCAACGCGCCGUGCGACGACGAUGACGACGACGUUGAUCUUUUUGCCACGAAAAAAGUUGUUCCUAAGAAAAUCGUCGCGUCGUCUAAGUCCCUGUUCGCGUCGGACGACGACGACGACGAUGACGGCCAUAUCUUCGGCAAGCAGCCACCCACGUCGACGGAGUCGAAAGCGAGAACGACGACGAUCGCGCCGAGUUCAAGAACGGUCGUGAAGAAACCGGUCACCAGGGACCUGAAGAAAACGGCCGAGAAGAUCGUCGAGGACCCGCUGAGUCUCCUUCAAGACGAUUAACUCAGUUUCCUUGAGAUAAGUAUCCGUAAGAUUUUCUGUUAGCCACACGCUCAGCUACAAAAGUUUAUGCGCGUCUAGGAAAGCGAGGAAGAUAUUGAAUGAAGUACAAAAAUGAAGAAGCUUGCCCUUUUUUCUGCCAUUUCUUCAAAGAACUGUUCACCACGAUUGUACGUGUGCGAAUGCAUGUGUGAUUAAAAUUAAUUAAUUUAACACGCUAAUAUGCAAUCACUCAAUUUUCUCAACAUGACAUAAUAUUCAAUUUUCAUAUCAGACUUGUUGACGGGCAUGUGUAAUGUUAAAUAAUUUACACACUUUUAAAAUGUCUUACAAUUAGUCUUUUUAUAUUGUUUAUUUUCGCUCUGAGAUAUUGUAAAAUGUAUGCGUGUGUAGAAUGUUUCAAUGCACUGAAUAGACUUUUGUAGCUGAGGCGUAUAUAUACAUACAUAUACAUAUAUAUAUUUUUUAUUUAUAUUUUGUUAGCUCACAAAAUAUGUUGCCCGUAUAAUAUAAAACGUGUUAUAUAUGUUGGUAAAACGGGUAGCGUGCAAUUCGCGGAGCGACGGCGAAUAUUAUUUCUAGCUUAUAUUUAUUAUAUCGCGAGACGGAUCUGUGGAUUAUCUGUUUCUGUACGCGUGCCACAUUAGAGAGAAUAUGUCUUGUCUUAUUCGUUGACGAAGUUGCAAUAGAGGAAUAUUCAUCUUCUCCUCUUUCUUUUUUAGCAUUUAUUCGAAAUACAACGAACGUAUAAUUAGUUUACGGCGGUAUCGAGAGAUUUUAAAGAGUAUCGUUGUGGAAGUCGCACUUCACUCGUGCAAUAAAUGUAUAUUUUCUGUACUAUCCGCCUUGUUCAUCCUGCGUGUAAAUUCAUCUCGCCCUCCUGUGAUUUACGUCAUGUAUAUAUUAUUCUGAUGAGUCAUACGCGUUAGUAAAAUAAAAUUUAUUCGAUGACAA
Messenger RNA from Temnothorax curvispinosus, 6775 nucleotides. RefSeq names its product WASH complex subunit 2 (gene nclb). The record is from RefSeq and is a predicted model, not a curated record. The transcript has 13 exons. Bases 938 to 5824 code for a protein of 1628 amino acids. Lineage: Eukaryota; Metazoa; Arthropoda; Insecta; Hymenoptera; Formicidae.